UUCACUGCCUGUGUAUUGCAUACUGUAGCAGUGUGUAAUGUGUACUUUAUCAAGCUUUUUUAAUUAUUAUAUUUUGCAUUUUCAGAAUAUAGUACUUCAAAAAGUGUUGAAUUAGAAUUGUUAAAUGUGUCCCUUCUUCUAAAAGCUUAUCCUUGAGAAAGACCCUCUUAAAAUGUGUCAGAUGGUUUGAGAGAGUAACCGGAAUAUCAGCCGGCUGUUCUGUUGAAUUGUGAAAAAAGCAGAUAUUGUAGCACUAAUUUAAAAGUCUACUAAUUAAUAACAAUAACCUCUGACUGGAAUAAUGCCUGCUAAUGGAAGCCCUUUUGUCACUUUCAUUAAUAAGAAUCAUUUAUUUGUCUUCAACAUCUUUCUACAGCUGUGUCACCAUGAACCUCUCAGAGCAUAUUUCGUCCCUCUUCAGCUGCAAUGUCAGCCCCAGCGAGCAGCCACAGCUCGAUAUCAGUGUCACCAAAAGGGAGCCGCUGACAAUUGCUGUCCCCAUGACCAUCUUUUACAGCAUCGUCUUCUUCUUGGGAGUGGUUUUCAAUGGUGUGAGCAUCCUGACCCUCCUAAUGGAUGCUCACAUGAGAGUCAGUGCCAUUCGUUUCUACCUCAUCAGCCUCGUCAUAUCAGACAUUCUGCAACUGUUGACAAUCCCGGUAACUCUGUAUCGGUACUACUGGGAGAGCUACCCAUGGCGCCUGGGCCAAACAGUAUGCAAAGUCUACUUUAUGAUCCGCCAAGUAUACUGUGCCACUACAAGCUGGGUUAUCAUGACCUUCACCACAGAGCGCUAUGCAGCCAUUUGCCACACCAUGUGGUCUGUCUCCAGCCUAAAGAAGUCUCGGCUGCCAUGCCUUCUUUCAGUAUGGAUCAUUUCUCUGGUCUCAGCAGUACCCUUCGCUCUGGUCUAUGACCAAGCUCGUGCCUGCAUCCUGGACUACACUGCGGCCACGCGAGAAGAUGCCUUCCAUGUUUCCACUAUGUGUGAGAUGAUCGAGCCUGAUCCUGCACACAUCUACAAAGGAGCUUUACUUCUGAGAGCAGGAAUCUUCUUUCUGAUCCCACUGGUCUCCAUCUGUACUCUCUAUCUGUUAAUCCUGCUCUACCUGAGGCGGAAUGGACGUCAAAGGAGAAACAUGGGUCUCACUCGGCCAGAUCCAGAAGGAAGAAGAGACAUUCAGUGCCAUCAGAAUGGAAAGCUACUUUUGAAUGAGAAAAGGGCUCUAAAACUAAUGGGUGCAGUUGUGGUGGCCUUUUUUGUUUGCAACUUUCCGGACAUUGCCUCGUCGCUGAUGCAGGUCUACGUAGUCGUGUGGUCGGACACUGUUCUUUCUGUCUACACAAUCUUGAAAUCAUAUUUGUCACUUCCACUGUGGUAUAUAAACGGUGCUCUGGACCCGCUGCUGUUCUGCAUUUCCUCCCACACAUUUCGCAGGGCAUGCUGGAGAACACUGGGUAGGCUCAGGCCUCGCUGCUACUUUAAGUAUGGACGUUUUUUUGGGCUGCGACAAAGAAAUUCUAGUGAAGAGGCAAGCACUACAGCCAGAGAGAGGAUUGAUGCUAAAAGCCAAAGAGAGAAGACAGACAAAAAGACAAUAACAGUCACUAACAUAUCAGUUCGGAGGAAUGGCCCCAUUCAAGAGCUGCAACAACAAGUACUCUGAACCAUUGUCUUUUUCACGCUAUGAACAAUAAAUUAAUCAUAUUAGAUGAACGUGUAAACAAAAAUAUGUUUGUUUGAUAGCCUUAUAUUAUAUAUAAUAUAUAUAUAUAUAAGUGUUGUUGAAUCUUUUUGAAAUAUUUCUAUAUCAUUUGUGGAAUGUACCCGUAUUUGGAUGUCAAGCACUCCAUUCAAUUACUGUCCAUUCGAAGGCAGCUAGAAAUAUGUGUAUACUACUUUAUUGCUUUAUAAUUUAUUAAGGUUACUGGCUAAUACGUUAAUUUCUUCAAAUUUCGAAACACUUUACUUCCUUCUAGUGUUUUAACUUUUUAUACACCCCAUUUUGGUUCUAGUUACCAGUUUUAGAUUGCAGAUUAAGACUUUUAAUACAAAACAUUAAUCAUCUCAUAAAUUACAAUAUAGUAUUAUGAAACACCCAUACCUACAGUUUUAUGAACACAUGAAUGCAUUUAUGAAAAUCCAGUAAUACGUAUGAUACUAUAUGUCAUUCUUAAAUGGACCAUAAUUAUUCCUUUUUAUAUAUAUACAGCUCCGGAAAAAAUUAAGAGGCCAUUCCAAAUGUUUCUUAUAUCUUUAUCUCUACAUGUUUGGCAGCCAUUCCAGUGUCUGUUAAAUUCCAACACAGACAAAAAUUGUCAGUAGUUUAUAGAACACAAUAAUAAUUUAAAAACAUAAUUACCUCAAAAACAUGUCUAUAAAUAAUAAAACAAGAGAAAAUAAUAAUGCUGAAGUGGUCUCUUAAUUUUUUCCGCAGCUGUAUUUGUAAGCCAAGACAUUUGUACAAAAGAAAGCUUUUAAAUGCAAUCUGCUAAUUGUUGUCCACUAUUAAUUAAUUAAAAGAUGUUAAGACUCCCUCGACCACUUCAUGUGACAUACCAAUGUUCAAAAACACAGAGG
Molecule: messenger RNA, 2581 nt
Organism: Eleginops maclovinus (Patagonian blennie)
Lineage: Eukaryota; Metazoa; Chordata; Actinopteri; Perciformes; Eleginopidae
Product: pyrokinin-1 receptor-like
Exons: 6
Coding region: 312-1667 (451 amino acids)
Biological process (GO): G protein-coupled receptor signaling pathway
Cellular component (GO): plasma membrane
Molecular function (GO): G protein-coupled receptor activity
Source: RefSeq, a predicted model, not a curated record